CGGCUCCCUCCUCUCUCACUGAUGUUUUUUUCAGUUUUCUUUCUUGGCUCCUCAGCAGAACUUCAAUACCUGAACAAAUAGGCUGAAGCCUCGACAUGACUCCAGAGAAGGAAAGUAAUGGACUCGACAACUACGCCUUUGCGCUGGAAGGACGCUUCUGUGAUCUGCCAGACGGAGGAGAGGAACUGGACUCCUCUCUGGACGAAGAUGGCAACAAGCUGGCGUACUGCGUGACCGACGUCCCUCCCUGGUACCUGUGCAUCGUUUUAGGCAUCCAGCACUGUCUGACUGCGUUCGGAGGCAUCAUCGCCAUCCCCCUCAUCCUGUCUCAGGGCUUGUGUCUGCAGCACGACGGCCUCACGCAGAGCCACCUCAUCAGCACCAUCUUCUUCGUUUCCGGCAUCUGCACUCUGCUGCAGGUUACCUUCGGCAUCAGACUGCCCAUUCUCCAAGGGGGCACCUUCACGUUGCUGGCCCCCUGCAUGGCCAUGCUGUCCAUGCCAGAGUGGACAUGUCCUGCCUGGACUCAGAACGCCAGCUUGGUCAACACCUCCUCCGCAAACUACACGGAGGUGUGGCAGAGUCGAAUGAGAGCACUGCAGGGAUCCAUCAUGGUGGGCUCCCUCUUCCAGGUGUUUGUCGGUUUCUCGGGCCUCAUCGGCCUCUUCAUGCGCUUCAUCGGACCGCUCACCAUCGCUCCCACCAUCUCCCUCAUCGGCCUGUCCUUGUUUGACUCGGCCGGCAGCAGCGCUGGCAACCACUGGGGCAUCUCUUCAAUGACCACAGCACUGAUCAUCCUGUUCUCUCAGUACCUUCGUCACAUCUCAGUGCCUUUUCCUACAUACAGCAAGGAUAAGAAGCUGCACACCUCUCGAGUCUACGUCUUUCAGAUCCUCCCCGUCUUGCUUGGCAUCACAUUGUCUUGGCUCAUCUGUUACCUUCUGACCACCUACAACGUGCUGCCCACUGAGCCGGACCAGUACGGGUACCUGGCUCGCACCGAUCUGAAGGGAGACGUCAUAAGCCAAGCUCCCUGGUUCACGUUUCCAUACCCAGGUCAGUGGGGGAUGCCGACCGUGAGCCUAGCGGGCGUCGUUGGCAUCUUGGCUGGAGUGAUUUCCUCCAUGAUAGAGUCUGUCGGGGACUACCACGCCUGUGCGAGGCUAUCUGGAGCCCCACCGCCACCUAAACACGCCAUCAACAGGGGCAUUGGCAUCGAGGGGAUAGGCUGCCUGCUGGCCGGUGCCUGGGGUACCGGAAACGGCACCACGUCGUACAGUGAGAAUGUUGGAGCCCUCGGGAUAACAAAGGUGGGCAGUCGUAUGGUGAUCGUGGCCAGCGGCGUGCUGAUGGUGGUGAUGGGCGUGUUCGGUAAAGUAGGCGCUGCGUUCACCACCAUCCCGUCCCCCGUGAUAGGAGGCAUGUUCAUGGUCAUGUUUGGCGUCAUCUCUGCAGCAGGAGUCUCCAAUCUGCAGUACGCAGACAUGAAUUCAUCUCGAAACAUCUUCAUCUUUGGCUUCUCCAUGUUCUCCGGUCUGGUCAUUCCCAACUGGAUAUUAAACAAUCCAAAAGCAAUCUCUACAGGUGUGGUGGAGCUUGACCAGGUGCUGCAGGUCCUUCUGACAACCAGUAUGUUUGUUGGAGGCUUCUUCGGCUUCAUACUGGACAACACUAUCCCAGGAUCAAAGCAUGAACGAGGCAUCCUGGCCUGGAACAAGGCUCACGAGGACGACUCCAGCAACACGCUGGAGAGCGGAGAAGUCUACAACCUCCCCUUUGGCCUCAGCGCUUACUUGUCUGCUUCCUCCUGGUGCCGGUACAUACCCUUCUGCCCUCCCGGGAUGCCCAGCUCCCUGAGCGGAUGUGGAGCGGAUACUAAUUCACUGGAGCCUAAACGGCCACUGGGACAUCCAGAGCCUGCACAGAUCAUCGUUGGAGUCAGUUUGUGAGCAGCGUCGGCGCUCCAGCGUGCCGUUUUGGGGGAUUUUCCUGAAACAAUACCAUCAAAGGCAGCUCAGUUUGGACCACGGGUCCUGUGGCGACGGCACUGUACUGUAACAUCAGGGUGCAAAGUGUUUAAAUAACCGUGAACUUCCGCUAAGGCGCUAUUAGACCUGUUUUAAAUCGAUGACAUUGAUGAGUUGAUAUUUGCUGAUUAUAGACGGCUGACAUGUGCUGAAGCCCCGCCCCCACUCCUCGCUUCCUGUGCAGUAAUCUGUAUUCACACAGAACAUACUCUGAGUAUAACCUGUGAUUUCCUCAGUUUAAAACUUGAUGUUCUAUCAGUUUGAAUGCAGGUGCUAGAGAACAAACACGGACAAGACAUGUGAAUGUAAAUAAAUCCAUGACUUUUAAUGCAACAUACAGAUCCAAUACAUAGUUUCAUGUACAUACAGUACCUCAUGUUGGACUUCUGCUGUAACAGUCGAUACUUUAAUAACUGUGUUUGUGCACUUUACAUGUUUGUUUCUGACAGGACUUUCCUCUCAGGCUCCUCACAGCCUGCCAGCAUACAAGAUGCAACGUUUCCUCAGUGCACAAAUCAGGACUACUGACUAAUAUUAAUGGAUUUUUCUAAAUAAAAAUGAAAGUGUUUUUCUUA
Messenger RNA from Stegastes partitus (bicolor damselfish), 2602 nucleotides. RefSeq names its product solute carrier family 23 member 4 (gene slc23a4). The record is from RefSeq and is a predicted model, not a curated record. Gene Ontology annotation, biological process: transmembrane transport. Gene Ontology annotation, molecular function: transmembrane transporter activity. NCBI's taxonomy places the organism in Eukaryota, Metazoa, Chordata, Actinopteri, Pomacentridae. Bases 96 to 1949 code for a protein of 617 amino acids. The transcript is spliced from 12 exons. Gene Ontology annotation, cellular component: membrane.